AUGGACACCCCAAAUUUUUUGUCUACUUCAUUACAUAUAAUGUCCUGCGUAGAGGUCCCCGUGCACAUUUUUGGAGCAUAUUGUAUUCUGUGUAAAACUCCGAUUACUAUGAAAUCAGUCAAGUGGUCAAUGUUAAACUUACACUUUUGGAGUGUUUUUCUUGACUUGACAAUUAGUAUAUUGGUGAUUCCAUAUAUAUUGUUCCCAGCAGUAGUUGGUAGAUCCUUAGGAUUAUUGGAAUUUGUUAAAGUUCCUCAAAAACUCCAGCUUUAUCUCAUCGUAUCCCUGUUUCCAACGGUCGGAGUUUCGAUCACUACACUUCUCGAAAAUCGGUACUAUCUGAUGUUUGCACGCUUCCGGAGAUGGAAAUAUUUUCGGACUCCGUUCCUUACCAGUUUAUAUCUGGCGUCAGCGUUCUGCUUUCUACCUUCUUAUUUAAUGAUUCCUGAGCAAGAGGCAGCGCUCGCGGAAGUUUUAGAGGGAAUACCCGAGCUCCGCGAGUACAUCAAAGAUUUCGACUUUCUAGUUCUCUCCUCAGAUUCUUAUGGGUUUUUUCUCACUCUUAUCAUUUUGAUUACCCUGGUCACUGCCACGUCACUAACAUUUGCCUGGCUUCUUCACGCUAAUAUAAGAGAUCGAGCAGGAAAUAAUGCUUCCAAGAGAACAGUGCAACUCCAACAAAUUUUUUUCAGAGCUAUUUUGAUUCAAACUUCAAUGCCAAUUUGUGUUCUUAUACUUCCAUGUUCCUACCUCGCAUUUUCAAUGUUCACGGGAUACUUUAACCAAGCAGCCAACAACCUGAGCUUCAUCAUCACAGCGUUUCAUGGAAUAUUUUCCACGGUCGUGAUGAUUAUGAAAGUUGCAAAUAUUGUGGGGAGUUGA
This is a messenger RNA of Caenorhabditis elegans, 882 nucleotides long. It is a transcript of the gene srh-269, whose product is annotated as Serpentine Receptor, class H. The transcript has 5 exons. The record is from RefSeq and is marked reviewed. The coding region runs from base 1 to 882 and encodes 293 amino acids. Lineage: Eukaryota; Metazoa; Nematoda; Chromadorea; Rhabditida; Rhabditidae.